GCGACGGCGACGGCGACGGCAACAAGAGAUGCAGAUGGACAAUAAGGAUUUGCUUGACGCUCUUUAUCGUCACCGCGAGAUCCUGAAGCUGGAGAACAAUUUGCUGAGGGCAGACAUCGCGGCCCGGAAUCUGGCGACCAUUGCUGGAAAGAAGGCCUACCUACAGCGUCAUAACUCCGACGGAACAUCACUAAUCGGCGCGCCAUCUCAGUUGGUCGAGCAGUCGUCUGGCCACAAGAUCGCGAGCCUGCCUCUGGUGAGUUUGCCCUACCUCGUUGAUAAUCAGGGGGAGGCCCUCGAUCUGCUCUUGCACGAGGCGCACAAGUUGGCCUACCGGAUCCAAUCUCUCAAGACAGAGUUCGGUGUCACCAUCCCUUUGGACAAGCUCAGAUCACUGUUUCUACUGUCGCAAGAAUGUUUCAACAUCUCCAAAACCAUUGCGAUGCAUGGAUGGCCAGUUUCUUCUCAAUCUUGUGGGGAUGCUGAAACUUCUCUCUUCGAUUCUUGUCAAUCUUGUGGGGAUGCUGAAACUUCUCUCUUCAAUGAGCGCCGUAUCUGCUGGGAAAAUACUUGGGGCAGUCCUUCGUCUAGGUGUGGCAGCUUCAACGACAUAACCACACUGUCUCCUAUGUACACUACGCACUCUCCGCCUCGUGUCAUCGAAUCCCCUAGCUACGUCACCAAUGCCCUGCAGAUCUACUCCUUCAAAAUCGUUGACCUAAAUGUCAACUUGAAGUGGCCACUCUAUGUGUACGGCGUGGUGGCUGCUCGAGACGAUGUGGACUGUAACCGCAACCUUCUCUUCUCUUGCUCCAGGGCUAACUGCCAACUAGUCACUCAAGAGGAUCCUUUUUUGCACUUGACUGGCCCUUCUCGUGCAAUUGUGGCUGAGGAACCAGUUGACUUUGAAGUCGAACUAAAGAUAAAAUGUGGAACAGAUCAGUCCCAAGACAAAGCAUUGAUCAGUGCUACUAAUCACUACAGUUCUAGAGGUGAUGUUGCUUUUUUCUGGGGUCGCUCUUGUUCGGCAGAGUUGAGCCUUGAGACACUUCCUAGAGCAGUCCAGGCAGUUAUAUUGUCUAUUCGUGUGGUUGGAGGAGUGUCUCUCUUUGAAUUUGGAGGCCGAAUUGCUUGCUCCUCAUCUACUGAAGAGUAUGUUGAUCCCACACGUCAGCAAGUUGUGUUGGUUGAGUCUGCUGAGAAAAUUCCUGAGGAUGGUGGUUACCUUGCACUGUCAAGGAAGGUUGUUUCAGUAGGAUUACAAGGAGGAUUAAAAGUUGCCAUACAAGCCUAUGGGGGGUCUGGUCGUCCAUCCGUAUCCGGUCUUCUUUUCUUCCCUUCCAAGUAUUGCAGGGUAAGUCAGCUCUCAUGUCUUGUUGGUGACACUGAGGUGGAGGUAACAGUUGCUUGGUCCUGGCUUGUACGGAGUAAAUGACAAGAUGGAAAUCUUGUGAUCAAGGGAUCUACUUACUACCUAUCUUUGCCCAUCUACUAUGUAUUGCUACUCGUUAGUUCAAAUGUUGGAAUUAUUUGUAUGUCGGCCAGCUAUGUAAGUAGGAUGAUGUCCCAACUGUUUGUGUAGACUCUGUAUUGUGUUAUCUGAUCGGACUAACUUAUUGUACUAUGUUA
Messenger RNA from Hordeum vulgare subsp. vulgare (domesticated barley), 1629 nucleotides. RefSeq lists its product as uncharacterized. The transcript has 3 exons. Bases 29 to 1435 code for a protein of 468 amino acids. The record is from RefSeq and is a predicted model, not a curated record. Lineage: Eukaryota; Viridiplantae; Streptophyta; Magnoliopsida; Poales; Poaceae.